This is a messenger RNA of Fraxinus pennsylvanica, 1233 nucleotides long. The record is from the annotation of a GenBank genome assembly. NCBI's taxonomy places the organism in Eukaryota, Viridiplantae, Streptophyta, Magnoliopsida, Lamiales, Oleaceae.
AUGGCUUCUUCUCUCAAUUUGUUCCUCUUCUUCCUUGCCAUUCUUAUAUCUACUUCCUAUGCUCAAAAUGGCCUAAACCUUCCUAUUCGGAAGGAUGCCACUACCUUACAAUACUACACGACAAUAGAAAUGGGUAGCACUCGAGCUACGGUGAAUGCAGUUAUUGAUCUUGGAGCCCAGUUCUUCUGGUUCGAUUGCGAUAAUUACUCCUCGUCCUCCUAUGUUCCGAUCCCUUGUGACUCUCAGAAAUGUGAACUAGCUAAAGGGAUUGGAUGUGUGGGGUGCAAUAUGCCCCCACGCCCUGGGUGCACCAAUAAUACCUGUGGUGCCUCGGCUUACAACCCAUUUCAACGUGUUCUUGUCUCUCAAGGGUUUGAAGAGGACACUCUAUACUCAAAAGAUCACGUCAAAGUGCCUCAAUUCCCUUACGCUUGCAUGAACACGCGUUUCUCAGAGGGACUAGCCAGUGGCACUAGUGGGAUUCUAGGCCUUGCUAGGACCGAAAUUUCAUUGCACAAACAGGUUGCAAAUAAGUUUAAUUUACCCGACAAGUUUUCUCUAUGCCUUCCAUCUUCAGGACUUGGAAAAUUGUACGUUGGUGGAGGAUCAUCAAGCAAAUCAGAUGUGUUGAAAUCACUUAUCUCAACACCCCUCAUCGUAAAUCCUGUAAGUACUGCCCCUGCUUAUACCGUUGGUGAUCCAUCCGAUGAAUAUUUCAUUAAUGUACAGUCCAUCAGAGUCAAUGGACAACCUUUGUCUGUCAAGAGUUCCUACUUUACCAUUGACAAAAACGGAGUUGGAGGCACCAAAAUUAGUACCAUAAACAAUUUCACCGCACUCCAUUCUUCCAUCUACAAACCUUUCACCAGGGCUUUUGUCAAGGCUGCGUCUGAUAUGAAGAUCAGAAGUGUCGAUGCAGUGGCACCAUUUAGAGCAUGUUUCAGUUCCUCCACCAUUUCCACCACUGUGACAGGCCCCUCCGUCCCAACAAUUGAACUAGUUUUGCCUGGAAAUAAUGUUUCUUGGAAGAUAUAUGGUGCCAAUUCAAUGUUUGCAGUGAAUAAGAAUGUGAUUUGCCUUGCAUUUGUGGAUGGAGGAUCAAGUCCAAGAACUUCAAUCGUUAUCGGCGCAUACCAAUUUGAGGAUAAUCUGCUCGAGUUUGAUCUUGUCUCAUCGCAACUUCGCUUUAGCUCUUCCCUUCUGGUUCAGAACAAGACAUGUUCCCGCCUUUAA